AUGCCCCUCCGAAGGGCCCCCAACUCCACCCAAACGCUCUUCAGCAAAAUGACAAGCAAACUCUUCCUCAACAUAACGCAAGGCCGCGGCGACGUCCUCACCUUCCCACACACAGUCAUGCCACAGUACGGGUCCCACGUCUCCGUCGAUGAAGUCGGGACCUACGGCUGUCGCACGUGCGUAUGUGUUUACUUUCCUCUCAGCGAGGGCAGAUGCUUCGUUGCGCAUGUGGAUGCUCAUAUGGAGAUGAGCUUGGGGAGUCCGUCGGGAUCUGGUGCGUUUCUCUGUAAUGGUGUGGCGGCGGGGGAUGCGCUUAAGGAUGAGGUUAAGGAGAAGCUGGCCGCGGCUCUUCAUGGUCAUCAUGAAAGUCUUCAGAAUCCGGAAAACAAGGCGAAGGCGAUCGUCAUCUGCCCCUACCAAAAGAUCGAAGGCCAACCCAGCACGGGAUCCUACAUGGUCGACGCAGUUUGUGACUUCUUCAGCCUAGACAAAGCCACCAUGAAAACGCAAGAUGCGCAUGGUUUCAUCGUCAAACCCGUCUCCGGCGAUGUCCAGCUCUUGCGCUGGGGUGGGGACGGCAAGGCGAGAGCUUCAGACGGAGACUUUGAUUCCAAGGAUCUGAGUGGGAAUUUUCCGGAGGAGGUGCCGGGCAAGUAUGGAUGGGCAGGUCUGGAUCAUACUAACGAGAGAGAGUGGAGUGCGUUGUGGUCGAGGGGGAGGUGGGUGCGGGUUGAUCCGGCGAAAGCGAUUGGGCCUGGGCCUGGGCCUGGGCCUGGGUGCUGA
Fulvia fulva is the source of this 783-nucleotide messenger RNA. RefSeq lists its product as uncharacterized. The record is from RefSeq and is a predicted model, not a curated record. The coding region runs from base 1 to 783 and encodes 260 amino acids. The transcript has a single exon. Lineage: Eukaryota; Fungi; Ascomycota; Dothideomycetes; Mycosphaerellales; Mycosphaerellaceae.